Messenger RNA from Wickerhamiella sorbophila, 597 nucleotides. RefSeq names its product Splicing factor 3B subunit 4. Gene Ontology annotation, cellular component: nucleolus; U12-type spliceosomal complex. The transcript has a single exon. Gene Ontology annotation, biological process: positive regulation of mRNA splicing, via spliceosome. Gene Ontology annotation, molecular function: RNA binding. Lineage: Eukaryota; Fungi; Ascomycota; Dipodascomycetes; Dipodascales; Trichomonascaceae. The coding region runs from base 1 to 597 and encodes 198 amino acids. The record is from RefSeq and is a predicted model, not a curated record.
AUGGCGGAGCGCCAUACGUUAUACUUUGGAAAUCUUGAGGACCGGGUGGAUGAAUCCUUACUUUAUGAAUUGGGGAUACAGGCAGGUCCUGUAGUCUCAGUAUAUAUGCCCAAGGAUCGAGUAUCACUUCUCCACCAAGGAUAUGGAUUCGUUGAGUAUCCUUCGGCCAAGGACGCAGAUUAUGCUGCCACACUGCUUGCUAAUAUCAAAUUGUACAAUAAACCGGUCAACGUUCGUCGCGCCGGUAGCGACAAACCAACCAGCGAGGUGGGAGCUAAGGUGUUUGUGGGCAAUUUGGACAUUCUCGUCACGGAAAAGGUUCUAACCCAGACAUUUUCUAGUUUUGGUCCGCUGGUGAGUACCAGAAUAGCCCGCACGUCUGAGGGCCAGCCUAAAGGAUACGGAUUCGUUAUAUUUGAAGAUUUUGAAGCAGCAGACGCUGCAAUUAAAGGUAUGGACGGCCAGUAUCUAAUGAACAAACCAUGUACGGUUGGUUACGCACGGAAAGAAAACAGCGCUGGGUUCCAUGGGGACGAGGUCGAGCGUCGCCUAGCACGGGAGGCCAAGCGGCAUGGCGUCAAGUUUGGGCUCAAGUAG